Messenger RNA from Myxocyprinus asiaticus (Chinese sucker), 5587 nucleotides. RefSeq names its product G protein-coupled receptor, class C, group 6, member A (gene gprc6a). Gene Ontology annotation, biological process: G protein-coupled receptor signaling pathway. Bases 18 to 2696 code for a protein of 892 amino acids. The transcript is spliced from 6 exons. The record is from RefSeq and is a predicted model, not a curated record. NCBI's taxonomy places the organism in Eukaryota, Metazoa, Chordata, Actinopteri, Cypriniformes, Catostomidae. Gene Ontology annotation, molecular function: G protein-coupled receptor activity. Gene Ontology annotation, cellular component: membrane.
GACAGUCUAAACCAGUGAUGCCUCAUUUGGUUUUGAUAAGCCUCAUCCUUGUGUUUUUCAGGUUGGGGGAAAUGACAGAUGCCUUUCUGACACAAUACAGACUCCCAGGAGCCACAGCCCCAGGAGACAUCAUCAUUGAAGGGCUCUUCCCCAUCCAUGUGGCAGUGAAUGACAACACAAACAGAUUCUCUCCGCCUCAGCGUUCAAACUGCACCAGGUUUUACACAAGAGGUCUAAGUCAGGCUCUUGCGAUGAUUCAUGCUGUGGAAAUGGCAAAUAGAUCCCCCUUGUUGAGCACUUUGGACAUUGCGCUUGGAUACCGCAUCCACGACACAUGUUCUGAUGUCACGACUGCACUAUGGGCUGUCCAGUAUUUUACACAGUCACCCUCUGAAUGUGUUUCAGCAACAAACUCUUCCCAAAGUGUCCAGCCCACAAUGGCUGUAAUUGGGACGUCUUCCUCUGAGAUAUCCAUUGCAAUUGCUAGAGAGCUCAACCUCCUGCUAAUUCCACAGAUUAGUUAUGCAUCUACGGCUAUCAUUCUGAGUGACAAAAUUCGUUUCCCUGCUUUCAUGAGGACCGUCCCCAAUGAUAUGUACCAAACCAAUGCCAUGGUCAAACUGCUGAAGGACAAGAAAUGGAACUGGGUUGGCAUUAUCACUACAGAUGGAGACUAUGGGCGUUCUGCCAUGGAAAGUUUUGUUGCCCAGGCCACAAUGGAGGGAAUUUGCGUGGCUUUCAAGCAGAUCCUACCUGACUUACUUACAGACCAAAAAUUGAACACCUCAAUCAGCCAAACUGUGAACACCAUCAUAAAUAAUCCUAAAGUUAAAGUGGUGGUCUCAUUUGCUAAAUCUGCUCAGAUGAUGUCAAUAUUCCAGGGUUUGCUAGGGGAAGCUUUGCAUGAUAGGGUGUGGGUGGCCAGCGAUAAUUGGUCGAGCGCCAAAGACAUUCUUAAAGAUGAACGCAUCUCAGAUAUCGGAAAUAUACUGGGCUUCACUUUCAAGAGUGGAAAUGUUUCAUUCUUUCAUCAAUACCUCAAUGAUCUACAGUUUGGCAGUGAAGCUGAGAAGAACAAUUCAUUCCUGAAGGAAUUUUUACUGCAGCCUGAUAUAGGAAAUACCAGAAAAGCCAUACAGGAAUUGAUAAAAAACACAAAUUCAGACAUGGUCUUCAGCAUUCAGAUGGCGGUCAGUGCUAUUGCUGAGGCUGUGGCAGAACUAUGUUCACAUCGAAACUGCAAGAGCCCUACAUCUCUCCAGCCCUGGGAGCUCCUUGCACAGUUGAGGAAUGUCACUUUUGAAAUGGAGGGGCUAAAGCUCAAAUUUGAUGACAACGGUGACAUUAACUUGGGCUAUGAUGUCUCCUUAUGGCAAAAAAAUGGAUCUGAUGUACACACUUACAAAAUAGCUGAAUAUUAUCCAUCCAACAACAGCUUCUCUUUAAGUUUCACUUCCAGCACGAAACAAAUUGUUUUUGAGAAUGUCGUAUCAAAGUGCUCCAACAGCUGUCAGCCAGGGGAGUUUAAAAAGACAGCAGAGGGCCAGCACACAUGUUGUUAUGAGUGCAUCAGCUGCCCAGCUAACAGCUACUCCAACCGCACAGACGCAGUCCAGUGUUUCACUUGUGACACUCACAGUGAGUGGUCAAAUGCUGGAAGCUCAAAGUGUAAUCCUAAAACUUUUGAGUACUUUGAGUGGAACAGUGGGUUUGCUAUAGUCCUCUUGACCCUGGCUGCCGUCGGCGCCCUCUUCCUCGUCUUAGUGUCUGCACUAUUCAUCUGGCAUAGGGACUCUCCGGUGGUAAAGGCUGCGGGUGGACCUCUCUGUCAACUGAUCCUUUUCUCACUGCUAGGCAGUUUUUCCAGUGUUGUGUUCUUUGUGGGUGAGCCGAGCGAUAUGACAUGUAAGGUGAGGCAAGUCAUCUUUGGACUGAGCUUCACGCUGUGUGUCUCAUGCAUCCUGGUCAAGUCCUUGAAAAUCCUUCUGGCGUUCCAGAUGAACCUAGAUCUGAAGGAGCUACUGUGCAAGCUCUACAAGCCAUAUGUGAUCGUCUUCAUCUGCAUGACAGUGCAGGUUAUCAUUUGCACCCUUUGGCUGCACUUGUGCCCUCCUAAAAAAAACAAUGAGGAGCUCCCCCAUGUCAUUCUGAUGAAGUGCCAAGAGGGCUCAUAUGUGGCAUUCUGGGUAAUGCUGGGAUACAUAGCUUUGUUGGCGCUUGUGUGUUUUAUUUUUGCAUACAUAGGCAGAAAGCUUCCGCAGAUGUACAACGAAGCCAAGUUCAUCACAUUUGGCAUGCUCAUCUGUCUCAUGGCCUGGGUCAUCUUCAUCCCUGUGCAUGUCACCACCACUGGUAAAUACGUACCAGCCGUGGAGAUGGUUGUCAUUCUCAUCUCUAACUUUGGAAUCCUGAGCUGCCACUUCUUGCCAAAAUGUUACAUAAUUAUUUUUAAGAAGGAGCACAAUACCAAAGACGCAUUUCUAAAGAAUGUCUACGAAUAUGCCAGAAAGAGUGCUGAGAACAUCAGGAGCCUGAGUGGAACUGAGUCUGAGAGUAAGACAGAGAGUUCCAUCUACACCAUAUCCACUCCGUCACUUUUGAUGCCUGAGGAGGCACUUCAGGUUUCGGCACAGAAACCAGAUAGAAUGACUCAGAAUCAUACAACCACAGCAGAUUCAGCUAAGAGUCAAAAAUAGUAGUCAGGGCCACCGUUUUGAUGUAACAUUCAGAGCUAUACAGACUCAAUUUCCACAUUUGUAUACCACAAUCUCUUAAAAUCCAUACAAGAGAGCUAACUUAAAAGGAAAAGUUCAUCCAAAGAUUCAAAUUUUGUCAUCAUUUACUCACAAUGUUGUUCCAAAUUCCAAAUCCAUAUGACUUAUUGACUUCCGUGGAACACAAAAGGAGAUGUCAGGAAGAAUGAAUGUCUCAGUCACCAUACACUUCAACUGAAUCUUUUUCAAUACAAUGAAAGUCAGUAGUGAGUCAUAUGGGUUUAGAACAACAUGAGAGUGAGUACAAGAUGAUGCAAUUUUUAUUUUUCAGUCAACGUAUCAGUUACUCUAAAUAAUGAACGUGUUUCCUCCUAUACUUUUAUUUAAAUGUGGAAAAACAAACAAUUUGUUUUGCAUAUUGUAUAUACUGUAUAUUCAAAUAAAUGUUUCAUUUUGCCUAACCCUAAUCAUAUAUCAGAUUAAAAAGAUUCAUAUGAAUUGACAGAUAACAUCUCCAGUAAACACAUUAAUACCCUUUCAGGCACCUUCCCUGAAAGGAAGUUUCACCAUCUUGACAUAGUGACUUACUGUUUCUCUUGGCUACAGGCCAAAUUAAUCAGUGAUACUUUGAGUGACAAUGAGAGUGCCAGGGGCCGUUCAUCCACUGUUUUAUGUUCAGCUUUAAUCUGUGCUCUGCGAGAAGCUUGUGACUGUGUCUGUUUGGUGUUGAGAACUGCCCCAAAACCUUGUCUAAGGUACACAAAUAGGCUGUUUUUAACUUCUUUUUUUUUUUACAUCACUCUCCUAAAAAUGGUUUGUGUACGAAUUACUUACGAUGAUGGCUUUCAGUUACAUAAUAAACAAAAAAGGUAAAAGUGCUCUGCUUAAAGGGAUAAUUCACCCAAAAAUUGUAAUUCUUUUAUCAUUUAGUCACCCUCAUGUUGUUUCAACCCCAUAUUACUUGUUGAGCAGAAUUGUAGCCUCAGUCCCCCUUGACUUUCUUAUAUAUUUUUGCCCUGAAAGUCAAGGGGGACUGAGGCUAACAUUCUGAGCAAUGUCUCCUUUUGUGUUCCAAAGAGUAAAAAAAAGUCAUGUGGAGAGUAAAUGAUGACAGAAUAAAUUUUUUGUAAAAAAAAAAACAAAAAUCUUAAAUAUAUGUUAAAUACACUCACUGAGCACAUCUGUACACCUACUUAUUCAUGUGAUUAUCUAAUCAGCCAAUCGUGUGGCAGCAUUGCUGUGCAUAAAAUCAUGCAGAUAGGGUUCUGGAGCUUCAGUUAAUUUUCACAUCAACCAUCAGAAUGGGGAAAAAAUGUGAUCUCAGUGAUUUCGAUGGGCUGGUUUGAGUAUUUCUUUAACUGCUGAUCUCCUGGGAUUUUUACGCACAACAGUCUCUUAGAGUUUACUCAGAAUGGUGCCAAAAACAGAAAACAUCCAGCGAGCAGCAGUUCUGUGGAUGGAAAUGCCUUGUUGAUGAGAGAGGUCAACAGAGACUGGCCAGACUGGUUUGAGCUGACAGAAAGGCCACAGUAACUCAGAUAACCAUUCUGUACAAUUACAGUGAACAGAAUAGCAUCUCAGAAUGCACAACACAUUGAACCUUGAGGCGGAUGGGCUACAACAGCAAGAUAAACGAUGUCGGGUACUUUAUUAGGACCAUAGUGUUCCUAAUAAAGUGCUCAUUGAGUGUAUAUAAAUCUUCAAUAUUAAGGUAACUUCAAUUAAAGCUGAAGCUCAGGAAAUGUGUGUAAAAUUAAAAUGUAUUGUACUAGUUUAUGACUAUCAGUAUGAUUAUUUUAAUGGAUUUACAAUGUAAGCCAAGUGACAAAAUACUAUGCAUUAAUAUGGCGCUAUAUACUGUACAUGUUAUUAUAGACCAGACUUAAAAUGUAUACAAAAUGUUACAUGGGGUCCCUGCAUGUCUCUCUAUCCGCCAAGGGGUCCUUGGUCUGGAAAAGAUUGAAAACCUCUGGUUUAGUGGAUUGAAUGAUCUAGUGCAACACUGAAUCUGCAUAUUUUUAGAUGUAGAUAUAAAAAAAAUGUUUUUUUUAAUGACUUUUUUUUACUUGCAUGUGUGGCAAAGGAAGGUGAAUGCAGACUGUUUAGGCUUUUAUUACCCUGAGCAUUACAUUACAGCCUUCAGUAUCAAAUGUCAACCAGUGUGAGAAAAUAUUUACUUGAAAUAUGAGAGAGGGUGCAAAUGUGCAAUGCCUCAGAAAUAGCACUUUUGCAAUGGUUCUAAAAAAUGUCUUUAAGUGAUAGAUGAUGAGUCAAUCCUUUGUUGUUAUGUCUGUGAAACGUCAUAUGGACAAGUAUGCAAGCAGACAGUCGAGUGAUUAUCGCCAAGGGCAUGCAUUUUUCUUGGUUUUACAGUUGUGUGGUAUUCCCCUCUGAGAACCUGAAUGUCCAGUUUUUGUCAACUGGACGUACUUAUUUCCCUCAACAAAAAAAAAAAAAAAAAGAUUUCUAAGAUUUUUAUAUAACAUUAAACUGAAAUUCAUGCUUGAGAUGCAUAUCGCUACAACGGGUACAAUUAUUUACCCAUUAGCCAAUGUUGUCAGAUAAUACUUCUGACCCUAUAUAGUCACAUUUUUUCAAGAUUGUUAAGACAUUCUUAACAUGUAUUCUAAGUUACAGGGUUUUUAUUUUUUACUUAUAUAUAUAUAUAUAUAUAUAUAAGCCAGAAACUUAUGUCUGUAAAAAUUUAAAUCUUAUUAAAAACAUUUUUUUUUUAAAUAAUAAAAAAAAAGCUGUUUUGUACAUAUUUUGCUUCUUAGUCUCUUGAAUAUUCAGGAUUAUGUUGAUUUCAAGCUUGCUGUUUAAGAACAGAAUUUUUGCCAUGAUUUGUUUUUAUUUAUUUUAUUUUUUACAUA